Eruca vesicaria subsp. sativa (arugula) is the source of this 801-nucleotide messenger RNA. NCBI's taxonomy places the organism in Eukaryota, Viridiplantae, Streptophyta, Magnoliopsida, Brassicales, Brassicaceae. The record is from the annotation of a GenBank genome assembly.
AUGGCGACUUCGUCUUCAACGUUAUCCAGCGGCGUCUCAAGGCUUCAAGUCAUCGCUCGCGACGGCAACAUGCCCAAUCUUAUCCUCGCCGGUCCUCCUGGAACGGGUAAAACCACUAGCAUUUUGGCUCUCGCUCACGAGCUACUUGGCCCCAAUUACAGAGAGGCUGUUCUCGAGUUGAAUGCAUCUGAUGAUAGGGGUAUCGAUGUUGUUAGGAACAAGAUUAAAAUGUUUGCGCAGAAGAAAGUCACACUUCCUCCAGGGCGUCAUAAAGUUGUCAUUCUUGAUGAAGCUGACAGCAUGACAUCUGGAGCACAACAAGCCUUGAGGAGAACUAUUGAGAUCUACUCAAACUCUACCCGCUUUGCACUCGCCUGUAACACCUCAGGCAAGAUUAUUGAACCCAUUCAGAGUAGAUGCGCCCUUGUUCGAUUCUCUAGGUUGUCUGAUCAGGAGAUACUAGGCCGUCUCAUGGUGGUCGUUCAAGCAGAGAAGGUCUGUGACCAACCUCACCCGCUUCAUGUCAAGAACAUGGUUCGCAAUGUGUUGGAACGUAAGUUUGACGACACUUGUCAUGGCAUGAAGCAGCUAUACGAUCUAGGAUACUCUUCUACCGACAUUAUCACAAAAAUUUUCCGUAUAAUAAAGAAUUAUGAUAUGGCUGAGUAUCUGAAACUUGAGUUCAUGAAGGAAACUGGAUUUGCGCAUAUGAGAAUCUGUGAUGGAGUUGGAUCAUAUCUACAACUAUGUGGCCUUCUCGCUAAGUUAGCCGGUGUUCGUGAAACAGCGAAAGCAGCUUAG